This is a messenger RNA of Fundulus heteroclitus (mummichog), 2052 nucleotides long. RefSeq names its product zinc finger protein 835-like. The record is from RefSeq and is a predicted model, not a curated record. Gene Ontology annotation, biological process: regulation of transcription by RNA polymerase II. Lineage: Eukaryota; Metazoa; Chordata; Actinopteri; Cyprinodontiformes; Fundulidae. Gene Ontology annotation, molecular function: RNA polymerase II cis-regulatory region sequence-specific DNA binding; DNA-binding transcription factor activity. The transcript is spliced from 2 exons. Bases 111 to 995 code for a protein of 294 amino acids.
CGUCGGUAGCUUCCGGUGCUAGCAGCGUUAGCUUCGUUAGCUUAGCCGUUAGCAUCGUUAGCUUGCGUGUGGUCGGUGUGUGUGUGAGUGUGUGAGUCUGCGCAGCAACAAUGUGUUCCGUGGAGCCUCUGAGAGAGUUUAUCAGAGAGAGACUAACUGCUGCUGCGGAGGAAAUCUGCUCCCAGCUGGAAAGAACCAUCGUCCGCUUCGAGGAGGAGAUGGACCGUCAGCGCAGACUGCUGGACCUCACCUGGAGAGCCCGAACCCACCAGAACCCCGCAGGCCUCCAGCAUCACUUCACCUGUGAGGAUCUUCCUGCUGACCAGGGCAGGAGCUCCAGUCCGGCCCAGGAGGCACCAGAACCUGAACAGGUAACCAGAGAGCUGGGAGAAGUCUGCACCAAUCAGGACGAAGAGCUCGUGCUCAAGCAGGAAACAGAUGCCAUCAUGGUGACUGUUGGUUAUGAUGAAAGAGAGCACAGCGAACCAGAUCUGAGCAGUGACCAGCUUCUCUGUCAGAACCGUUGUGAAGCUGAGAACCAAAAUCAGGAGGGAAGAGUUAACGAUGCGCUGCAGCCGAGGAAAAAAGCUGAGAAAACCAGAAACCCCAGUGACAGACUGCACCUCCUUUCAAAAAGCACAGAGAAGAACCCGCAUCCUUGUCCCAUUUGUGGGAAAUGUUUUGCCAAGAACAGCUACUUGACCAAACACAAGCGGAUCCACACGAGUGAGAAGCCGUUUGUCUGUGAUCAGUGCGGGAAAGCCUUCAGCAACACCAGCUACUUGGCUAAUCACAAAAAAACCCACAGCGGCAUGAAGCCUUUCGCAUGUCUCAUCUGUGGGAAAGUUUUCACUCAGCAAAUCCACGUCACCGACCACAUGAGGAUCCACACCGGAGAGAAGCCAUUCCCCUGCCCCACCUGCGGGAAAUACUUCAGGCAGAAAAGCAGCUUAAACAAACACCUGAGAACUCAGCACCAGAUGCUGGAGCCGUAGUUGGGUUCAGCAGAAGCCAAGUCCGACCCGAAGCUGGGAGCCACGCUGCGUGUCAGUUCUGCCGGGCUCUAAGCGUCAGGGUGGUUCUGUCACCUGAAGUCCAGUGAAGUGUAUUAAACUGCAGCUGGUCAGACGGAUAAAGUAGAACAAGAAUAUUUUUAAACAGCUUGUUUCUGUGACUUUCUGGCUUUUAGCCUCUCUGAUGAAGCCUGAAUGUUCCUCCACUCGCAGCAGAACCGGUCCUGACAGAGCUGGAGCUGUGAAGGUCUGCUGUGCUGCAGAAAUAUUCCCCAGAGUUCUGCUACUCUGGACUUAUUCCCAGGAUUUAAAUGAACCUGAAGCGUUUUUUUGAUGGAUGUUUCCCCGUUCAGCUCCAGCUGCUGCAGAGGAAACCCAGGAAGCAGCUCCUGCCAAAAAAAACAACAAAACAAAACGCUUAUUAAGAUAAAUUAAAUUAAUUAAAUUAAGUUUUUAGAUCCAAAAUCUCCUCUGCAAUCAUCUGUUGGGGUAGCAGCCUCAGAGCUACUGACUUUAUGAACCUCAGGAAGCUCAUUAAGAGGGCUGGUCUGUUCUGGGGACUCUUCUAGACCCUCUGGAGAUGCUGCAAAGAGGGAUUCUGCAUAAAAUGGUGGGGUGACUGUUAACUGGCGGGGUUGUCGGUUCGAUCCCCUGCUCUGACUGUCACCCCUCGCCUUAGUAUGUUAGAGGCUAACUAACAUAGCUCACCACCGUCAGGGUGUGAAUGGGUGAAUGACUAGUGUAAAGUUUUGGGGUCGUCGGACUAGUUAAAGAGCUACAGAAGUACGAGCCACUUAUCAUUUACCAAUGUGAUGGACAUUGUGGACAACCUUGAGCAUUCUCUUCAUCAGAGGAUUCACAUUGUGUACAACAACAAAGUCUCUUCAGUCAGAGGUUCUCCAGAUCUGCUGUAAGACAGACCGCUACAGGAGAUCCUUCCUGCCUGCAGCCAUCAGAAUCUACAACUUGUGGAAGAAACCCCUAUGAGUUACACCAGGAUUUAAUUUCCUUUAGGUAUUGAGAAGGUUAUAUUAUAUUU